Messenger RNA from Phragmites australis (common reed), 866 nucleotides. Its product is annotated as protein EIN6 ENHANCER-like. The transcript has 3 exons. Gene Ontology annotation, cellular component: Ino80 complex. The coding region runs from base 191 to 565 and encodes 124 amino acids. NCBI's taxonomy places the organism in Eukaryota, Viridiplantae, Streptophyta, Magnoliopsida, Poales, Poaceae. The record is from RefSeq and is a predicted model, not a curated record. Gene Ontology annotation, biological process: chromatin remodeling.
UUCUCGCUUGCGUCGAUCUGUUUCUCACUUCGCCCACCGUCUCCUCGCCGCGGCAACCUCUCCCCCGCCCUAGCCCUCGCCUACCUCGCCGGCCGGCCGGAACCCUAACAGUUAAAGUGGCGGAGGCCCCACUAGUCUAUGCCCCUUAGCCCUCUUGCCGGCGCGCAGAGCUUGAAGUCGGGAGAGAAGGAUGGAGUCGGAGGUUGUGAGGACGGAGAUGGUGCUGGCGCUGACGCUUCCGUUCAAGAAGGUGCAGACGGCGGACAAAUACCCCAAGGGCCAGUCCCGUGGGCGGCAAUGGAAGCACCUCCGCCACCUCCUCCAGGCCACCGACGCCUCCUCCAUGCCCCCCGACCGCCCCAACUAUUUGAACAUUCAGACGCCCCCAUCCAUUUAUCCACCAAAGAGAUACUGUGACAUAACAGGUUUUGAGGCGCCAUAUGUUGAUCCGAGGACAAAGCUGUGUUACUCUGAUCCAGAGGUGUUCAGGCAGAUCAGAAUGCUUCCUGAUGAUUAUGUCCAAAGAUAUCUGGCCUUGAGAAACGCAGCAGUUAUACUGAGAUAGCAAUCUCUGCCAGGCAAUAUCUGUGUUGAAGCAAAAUACAAUCUGUUCACUUUAACAGUAUUGAACGUUUGAUGAAUAUUCUGACUGUAUACGGACUUAGCUCUAGAAUCCUGAUUGUUUCAAAGAGAUGUUUUCCGCUCUUGUAUAUUGGUGCUUGUUCCUUUGUGGUUAGAGACGUUCUUUUGUGUGGUUCGUAUACUGACGUCAGAGAACUGAUGUUUAAAUACGUUCUUGUAUGCUGUAGGCGGAAUCAUUCAUCCGAACAUGGUGUGUCUUAUGACAAGCAUACUAAAUUUGGCUA